CAGCUACAGACUGUGGACUCUCUGUAAACACUGGUAGUUAGUUAUUAACACAACAGAAUCAUCCAGGACCAGCGUCUCUGUCUACAGCCUUAGUUCUUCACAUCUCCUCUAUUAGUCGUUCUUUGACCCAUAAGUCCCAUCAUCAGACAGAAGACCUGCUGUGUGUUGCUGAAGACGCUGUUUCAGCUCUAUGUCUGCAGGUUUGACUGAGAUCAUGUCUCGCCCUUUGUUCUCCCUGUUGGUCUGCAUCGCCCUGUGGUCAGCGUCAGUCAUCAGCCUCUCAGUGUUCUCCGACGCCCCGAAGGCUCACAUGCUGCUCCGGUCCCGUCGGGCCAACAGCUUCCUGGAGGAGCUGAAACCUGCCUCCAUGGAGCGCGAAUGUGUGGAGGAAAGGUGCGACUUUGAAGAGGCCAGAGAGAUUUUCCAGACCCGGGAGGCUACACUGGAGUUCUGGACCGUGUACACCGAUGGGAACCAGUGUCAGUCCAACAUGUGUGUUCAUGGCCAAUGUGUGGAUCAGUACCAAGGCUACAAGUGCCUCUGUUACCCUGGAUACGAAGGCAAAUACUGCGAAUACAAUUUAACAGCCACAAACUGCUCGAUGGAUAACGGCGCCUGUGACCACGUGUGUGCAGAGAGCGAGGACGGCCAGAGGAGGAGCUGCAGCUGCUUGAAAGGAUACAAACUCAAUAAUAACUCCAGGAAAUGUAGCCCGACCAGAACCUCAUCUUGUGGUCAGAUUCUGAUCAACAGGUCACUGUACAGCAAGCCUGUGGGCGGCCCGCUGCCAUGGACGGUCGGAGGAGAGGUGGGGAAAAAGGGGGAGAGUCCCUGGCAGGUGCUGGUAUUGAAUGCAAGAGGUGCUUUUCACUGUGGAGGAGUCCUAAUUGGUGAGAACUGGGUCCUGACGGCUGCCCACUGCCUUGAAAACAACUACAAAUUCAGCGUACGACUAGGUGACUAUGAGCGAAUGAGAAAUGAAGGCACCGAGGUGUUGCUACGGGUCGCGGAGAUCUUCAAACAUCCCAAAUACAACACUAGAACGGUUGAUAAUGACAUUGCCCUGCUGCGCCUGCAAGCUCCGGCCCCUUUCUCCAGAUACAUUGUCCCCAUCUGCUUACCUGGGCGUCCCUUGGCCGAGAAGGUGCUCCACCUUAACGGCACCACCGCCGUGGUGACAGGCUGGGGUAAAGAUGACAGCGGGAAGCAUAGCUCAGCACUGAACGUCAUAAAAGUCCCACUGGUCAAUCACACUUUUUGCAGCCAGCAAAUGUUUCCCCACGAACUCUCCAGCAAUGUCCUGUGCGCUGGGAUCCUGGGUAAGAGAAUUGAUGCCUGCGAGGGAGACAGCGGUGGGCCAAUGGUCACUCUGUACCGGAACACCUGGUUCCUGAUCGGCCUGGUGUCAUGGGGUGAUGGUUGCGGCAUGACGGAUAAGUUUGGCAUCUACACCAAGGUGUCCAACUACAACGAAUGGAUCAACCAAGUACAGGAAGAAUGGGACAGAACACAUAAUCCUCAAUAAUAUUGAAGCACCUACACCUUAAACAAAUGAUCCCGUCUGCUCCGUUAAACCCAGAGAAAUCACUCAACACAUCAAUGAUGAUGUUAGACAUUUUGUUAAAUAAACCUGUUAACCUUAAA
This is a messenger RNA of Girardinichthys multiradiatus, 1644 nucleotides long. It is a transcript of the gene proca, whose product is annotated as protein C (inactivator of coagulation factors Va and VIIIa), a. NCBI's taxonomy places the organism in Eukaryota, Metazoa, Chordata, Actinopteri, Cyprinodontiformes, Goodeidae. Gene Ontology annotation, cellular component: extracellular region. Gene Ontology annotation, biological process: proteolysis; blood coagulation. The record is from RefSeq and is a predicted model, not a curated record. Gene Ontology annotation, molecular function: calcium ion binding; serine-type endopeptidase activity. Bases 191 to 1525 code for a protein of 444 amino acids. The transcript has 9 exons.